UCGCUUCCUUUUCCUCCUCCCCGGCAACACCACACGCGGCCUCCGCGUCUCCUCCCCCUGCCUCGAAUCAAUCUCCCCCACCAAACCGGAGCACCCGAUCCCCCCGGAGGCCGGAGCCGGCGGCGAGCGAACCCAGCCAGCCCAACCGUCCAUCCACCAUGCUCAGGGUCGCGGGCAGGCGCCUCUCGUCCGCCCUCUCCAGGCGCCCCGCCGCCGCCGCGGCAGCCGGCACCCGGGGUCCCCUCGCCGGCGCCCUCCCCGGCCGCGACGACGACGACACGCGCGACAGCAGGGCGCGAUUCGCCAUCGACUCCCCCUUCUUUACCGCCGCAAGAGGGUUUUCGGCUGAAACUCUUGUUCCAAGAAACCAGGACGUAGGCUUAGCUGAGCUCCCAGCAACUGUGGCAGCUGUGAAGAAUCCCAGUGCAAAAAUUGUCUAUGAUGAGUAUAACCAUGAGCGCUACCCCCCUGGGGACCCCAGCAAGCGUGCAUUUGCAUACUUUGUGCUGAGUGGUGGGAGAUUCAUUUAUGCUUCCCUGUUGCGUCUGCUCAUCUUGAAAUUCGUCCUGAGCAUGUCAGCAAGUAAGGACGUCCUCGCGCUUGCCUCCCUUGAGGUUGACCUCUCAAGCAUUGAGCCAGGCACCACAGUGACUGUUAAGUGGCGAGGCAAGCCAGUCUUCAUCAGGCGAAGGACAGAGGAUGACAUCAAGCUGGCCAACAGUGUCGAUGUUGCGUCCCUUCGCCACCCGCAGCAGGAUGCGGAGCGUGUCAAGAACCCCGAGUGGCUGGUUGUCAUCGGUGUCUGCACCCACCUGGGUUGCAUCCCACUCCCCAAUGCAGGAGACUUUGGUGGCUGGUUCUGCCCAUGCCAUGGCUCGCACUAUGACAUCUCUGGUAGGAUCCGCAAGGGCCCAGCACCCUUCAACCUGGAGGUGCCGACGUACAGCUUCUUGGAAGAGAACAAGCUCCUCAUCGGCUGAGACUACUGGGCUGUAGUGUUGGCCCUAUGGCGCUGUCAUUUUGUGUUUGAUCGACAAUUACCUUUUUUGUUGCCUGGGGUAUACCUUUGGUGGACUGUUGUCUAUCGGAGUGCAGUGUUGUUGCUAGCACCUGACAGUAAUGAAUAACCUGCUGCUACUUAAAGGAUGCUGUUAAUUGUUAAGUUUUUGGGUGCUGUUUCCUGAUCUCAAGAGGAAGGGUCUUGAUCAUGUAAUACCUUUAGCUGUUGUAGUCUAUUUUAUUGGGUUUCGCCUAUGUUAGUAACUCUUGCGGUAUUACUUGGGGUCCAAAAGGAACGUCUUGUAGCUAUCAUGGUUUCUGGAAUUAUGAUGAAUAAUCAUGUGAAAAUAUGUUAUAAUGGCUGUAAAUCCUUGAAGCUUUGCGA
Molecule: messenger RNA, 1384 nt
Organism: Setaria italica (foxtail millet)
Lineage: Eukaryota; Viridiplantae; Streptophyta; Magnoliopsida; Poales; Poaceae
Product: cytochrome b-c1 complex subunit Rieske, mitochondrial
Exons: 2
Coding region: 159-980 (273 amino acids)
Biological process (GO): mitochondrial electron transport, ubiquinol to cytochrome c
Cellular component (GO): membrane
Molecular function (GO): 2 iron, 2 sulfur cluster binding; quinol-cytochrome-c reductase activity
Source: RefSeq, a predicted model, not a curated record